Molecule: messenger RNA, 5854 nt
Organism: Hypomesus transpacificus
Lineage: Eukaryota; Metazoa; Chordata; Actinopteri; Osmeriformes; Osmeridae
Gene: slc39a10
Product: solute carrier family 39 member 10
Exons: 13
Coding region: 421-3075 (884 amino acids)
Biological process (GO): positive regulation of B cell receptor signaling pathway; intracellular zinc ion homeostasis; zinc ion import across plasma membrane
Cellular component (GO): membrane
Molecular function (GO): zinc ion transmembrane transporter activity
Source: RefSeq, a predicted model, not a curated record
CUCAUGUUGAUCUGCUGCUGAGCUGCUCGGCUGAGGUUUUUUUUUGGUACCGAGCGGAGAGGAGAUGCACACGGCACUCGUGUGAGACCCAACACCCCCACCCCUUACAGGACUCCUCACUCACCGGUCUGUCGCCUCCCUCUGCCCUCCACCCUGCACAAAGAAGUUCAGUCACCUGACCCACAGACUUCAAAACAUCCAACCUGUUCCUAUGUUAGCUCAGACCAGAGGGAACGAGGCGAGGAUAGAGGAAGAGCCAUCCACUCUUGCUGCUCUGCCCUCUCUCUCAUCAAACCAGAGUUCCACCAGCGCUAGGGGGUAUUUCUCAAGAAAGACAAGCCCCUACCCCAUAAUAAUCAGGACUCGGGGUCAAGAAGGUUCAGUAGAAUUACGUUGAGUUGAAGAAGGGAGCCCUUUGAUAUGGGUUCCCAGAGUGAGGAGAGCAUGCGUGUCCACACACACACCAAGCUGUGUUUCCUGUGCGUGCUCACCUUCCUGUUCCACCAUGGCAGCCACUGCCAUGGUGACGGCCAUCACCACCACGGUCAUCACCACGGCGACCAUAGCGAGCAUAGCGACCACGAGGGGCACGGUCAUGCCCACAGCGACCUGCAGCUGAACCCCGCCCCCAGGACCCCCCCUGCCCCCAGGACCCCCCCGGCCGGCAGCACGCUGGAGGAAGAGCAGCGCUUCUACAUCGCUCAGUUGUUUCGACGCUACGGCCAGCGGGACCGGCUCGACUUUGGGGGCUUCCAGAGCCUGCUGCUCAGCCUUGGUCUGGGGGAGGUGAAGCUGGUGGGGCUGGAGCACGAGGAGCUGGGCCACGACCAUGUGGCUCACCUGGACCUGCUGGAGGUGCAGGAGGGGCUGCACCACCACUCUCCCACCCGGGAGAGCCACCAUGGCCACGGCAGGGCCAGCAAGCACCCCCACCCCGAGCACCGCCCCACACACUCCUCCACAUCCUCCCCCUGUCACCCCCCUCCAGGCUGGCCCCACCCCACUGCUCACAGAGACCCCUCCCACGACCUCCACACUGGGGAGGCCACUGAACAUAAACAUGACCACGACCAAAACCCCGGUCAGGUACAGGAGAGGGACCACACACAUGAUCAUGACCACGAUCAUGACCACGAUCAUGACCAUGACUACGACCAUGACCACCGGCAUGACCAGGCUAAAGAGCACAAAACUGUCAUGGACAAACUGUCUCUGAACCAGGAAGAGCUCAGCUCCAAAACCCUGCCUCAGGAACACCACGCCCCCCGACCACCUCCUCCCCCUAACACCCAGGGGGGAGCAGACCCCCCCUCCAGUCACCCGGAGCAGCCAGCAGCCUCCUCAGAGCCCCCCCAGCCGGGAACUGCCCCCCCCUCCACUGCCCCCCCGACCACCAGGCCCAGGAGAUCCAGGAAACCCAGCAGAGGAAACAGGAAUCAGCAGAGAACAUCAACACCAUCACCUCUCACAACCACCCCCGAACAGAAUAACCACAGUGGUCAAGACCAUGACCAUCACCAUGGACACCGGCACGACCGCGGUUACGGACAUGGAUCCAGUCAUCCCAAUAAGAAGAAGCGUGAGGCGCCGGGCGAAGCGCCCAGCCCCACGAGGGCAGCGCCUGCUCCGCCAGAGCACCCAGCCGGGGGUGCUCACCAGCAUGAGGAGUGUCUUAACCUGACCCAGCUCCUCAGCUACUAUGGCCUGAGUUCUGAGUCGCUCAUCUCGCCUGCUCAGUUCACCUACCUGUGCCCGGCCCUGCUCUACCAGAUCGACAGCCGGGUGUGCAUCCGCCACUACCACCAGAUGGAGGUGGAGCAGGCUGCGCUGGAGCCCCCCAGCACCGUGUGGAUCUGGGUGUGGGGCUUCGUGUCCAUCUCCAUCAUCAGCCUGCUGUCCCUGCUGGGGGUAGUGCUGGUGCCCAUCCUCAACCAGGCCUGCUUCAAGUUCCUGCUCACCUUCCUGGUGGCCCUGGCCGUGGGGACGCUGAGCGGAGAUGCCCUGCUGCAUCUGCUGCCCCACUCGCAAGGCCAGCACGACCACUCCCACCCCGGGGAGCAGAGCCAGGCAGAGGAGCAGGACCUGCUGACGGCCUUCGACGGCGUGUGGAAGGGUCUGACGGCUCUGGGUGGGAUCUACCUGCUCUUCAUCAUCGAACACUGCCUGGGCAUGUUCCAGCACUACCGCGACCAGGGGGGCAGCUUGUGUGGUGGGAAGAAGAAAGGCGAGGAAGCCAAGAUCGGCAGGAAACUGUCAGAUCACAAACUGAACCGACGCUCCGACGCAGAGUGGCUCCACCUCAAGCCCCUGACCGAGGUCCCCGACCCUGUGGUCCUGUCCUGUGACAACGGCCACAGCGACAGCCAGCUCUCCGAGCUGCAGCCGCUUGACUCAUCCAGUAACAAGCUGCCGCCAGCCGACGCCCCACACCAGCAGGCCGACGCCCCACACCAGCAGGCUGACUCCCCCGCCCCAGAGAACGGCCGGCACGCCAAGAAACACGGUCACUCUCACAGCCACUCUCACGGCCACUCACAUGGGGGGAACUGCCACUCGGACCAGGAGAUGAAGGAUGCAGGAAUUGCCAGCAUCGCCUGGAUGGUCAUCAUGGGGGACGGCAUGCACAACUUCAGUGACGGCCUGGCAAUAGGAGCGGCAUUCAGCGCUAACAUCACGGGCGGCAUCAGCACGUCGGUCGCUGUGUUUUGUCACGAGCUGCCUCAUGAGCUGGGUGACUUUGCUGUGCUGCUGAAGGCAGGCAUGUCUGUCAAGCAGGCCAUCGUGUACAACCUGCUCUCUGCUCUCAUGGCCUACGUGGGCAUGAUAAUCGGCACGGCAGUGGGCCAGUACACUCACAACGUCACCAGCUGGAUCUUUGCUGUGACCGCCGGCAUGUUCCUCUAUGUGGCUCUCGUGGACAUGCUGCCUGAGAUGCUCCACGGCGACAGCGAGGACCACAAGCGCUGCCAGCUGGGACACUUUGUGCUGCAGAACUGUGGCAUGCUCACUGGGUUCGCCAUCAUGCUGCUCAUCGCCAUCUUCGAAGACCAAAUAGUGCUUGAUUUCGGCUUCUAGUUUGGGGGUGGAGGGUGAGAUAAGAUGUGGGGUGGGGGUGUAAAGGUGGGGGGUUGAGGUAAUGGGAGGAGGAAAUGUGUGUACACAUGGGGGUACUUGAGCUUCUCAGCCUUAAAGCUCUUCUAUUUGUCUACGUGUUUGUCCUGCAUGUGUGGUGGUGAAUCUUGUUGCGCUUCUCAGCAGCAGUGGCUGAUGCAUAUCUCAUGGAUCAUAGCAGCAGAUGUUUACACUUCACUCCUCUUUCCUCACUGUCUGGUCUGCUCUGUUUUCUACGCCAGAAAUCUGUACUGAAGGAUUACAUUGAGGCUACACUCCUUGCAAAAAUACUUCUCCUGCUACACCUUUGUUGUGGAAGCAUACUACCUCUGUAUCAGUCUAGUCUGCCAGUAACAGGCCCUCUAAGACUGUGGUUGUCCUCUGCAGAUUUUAACAGGCAUUUUGACACAUUUAAAUAUGUCACCAUGCUGAUUUGGCUCAAAGAAAACAAAACAUUCCACUGCCAGCUUACCUGACUGUCAGCAGGACACUGUCUGAUGGAGGACCUGCCUAACCCUGGAGAACCCAGCCAGACUGCAGGCUCUGAGAAUCCUGGUAUCCUGUGGCCCACCCUGUAACCACCCAGCCUUGUGUCCCUGUAUACCCUGUAACCCACCCAGCCUAGUGUCCCUGUAUACCCUGUAACCCACCUAGCCUAGUGUCCCUGUAUACCCUGUCACCCAGCCUUGUGUCCCUGUAUACCCUGUAACCCACCUAGCCUAGUGUCCCUGUAUACCCUGUAACCCAGCCUUGUGUCCCUGUAUACCCUGUAACCCACCUAGCCUAGUGUCCCUGUAUACCCUGUAACCCAGCCUUGUGUCCCUGUAUACCCUGUAACCCACCUAGCCUAGUGUCCCUGUAUACCCUGUAACUCGGCCUUGUGUCCCUGUAUACCCUGUCACCCAGCCUUGUGUCCCUGUAUACCUCACAACCCACAGUGGCCAUGUGGUGCUUUAGUGAUGCAGUCUUCACAUACUGACAUGGGCUGAAGCUAGCAAGCACAGGGGCCCCGGGUAGAAGAGCCUGAUGAGUCUAAAUACACCCUCAGACCCUGAGCGUACACCAUCAACAGGGCUGAAUAGUUCACCUUCUGAGGGGAACCCCGUGAGAACCACAGCUUGUGUGUUUUCUGUCAAACGUGCAGUGUCUAGCGCAAUAGCCCAAUUCAAAGGUGGGUUCAUUGUUAAUUUGCAACAAUUUUUCCCGAUGUUAUAUUGUUUUGGCCAUUUUCUUGAAUGAUUAGAUCACUUUUGGGUAUUGAAGGUACACACCACUUGUUAUUGAAGGAUAAGUGGCCAGGUUCAGGCCUUAGUCACUGUGUUCGUACAAGAUGCUGUUCAGCCAGUGCUUGAUUUCAAGCUUAGUUGUUUGAUGACCUCAAGAGUUAUCUGAUGUUUUGUUGGAUUGACAGAACUGUAUACCAAAACAUCCAUCAAAGCCCUUAUGCUAGCAUAGCCUUGAAACAUGUUCACUGCCUAAAUGUGAAUCAAAAUAAUUGUAGUUUCUAUUGAGAAGAGUUUUAAAUCAGAGUAGUAAGCGGCCUAUAAAAGGCAGGUUUUUGUUUAAACUGCGUUGCUUUGGAUUGUCAGUAAAAGUGUUAUCAUUCUAAUUCUGCAACAAAUUUGGGUAUAAAGGAUUAUGUAGAAAAUGUUGUAUUCAUUGAAAUUAUUCAGACAACUCUCAAGCCAGGUUAGGCUUGUCUGGUAUUGUGCUCUGAUUCUUAAAUAUAUUCUCCCAAUUAGCAUACUUUGCACUUUUAAUUGAUUGUCAAAUAUCAAAGCACAGAACAAGCUAAUCUUAUGUUCCUAAUGUCUUUGAAUUUGUAUUUGAUCAUUAGUAAAAAAAAUAAUGUAACAUUGUUUUUAUUUUAUAUCCUGCACCUCCGUUGACUUGUCUUCUGCCCCCUGAGUGCUAACUUAGCGCUAGCUGCAUUAGCCUCUUCUCCUGAGUGCUAAAUUAGCGCUAGCUGCAUUAGCCUUCUGCUGAGUGCUAAAUUAGCGCUAGCUGCAUUAGCCUUCUGCUGCUGCGCGCAAACUGGCCCCACCUGCUGGAGCACAUUUUAAUGUGCAACUAUCCUGUCACCGUGUGACAUCCAUCGUCUUGUCUUAUUGGGUGUGAAUCAUCGUCAGUCACAUUACACUAAUGUAUUUGAUUGGAUUGAAUCAUGCAUGAGGCAUGAGUGGUACAGAACAGACAAAUGUCUUAUAGGUGGAAUAGUUUUAAUUUUUUUAGAGUCAAAUUCUAAUAGGUUGUCGCUGAAAAACCCGUUGUUACAUUUUUGGGGAAACAGAUUAAAUGAGGAUGAGGGAUUGUGUUGGGUUCACAGUAACUGUCCAGUAGACCUGUUGGCUUGCAACUCUGCUGAAGCUUGUAGCAUGGUAAUACGUGGAUUUUCUAAGAUAUCAGUCGCUAAUGGAUAAAAGGUCAAAUAAGGACGAUGUUUUAGCUUUACUUUGCCAGGUUCAGUGACGCCUUAAUUGCCAUAAUGUGGUUUGACAUGCCGUUCUGAAACCAUGGGGGUUUUAGUUUUACAUUUGAAGGUAUUGUAGCCCAGAAAAUCUCUCAUCUCUCAAACAUUCUGCUGUCAUUGUCUUCUAAAAUUAUGAAGGUACAUUGUUUAAUUUUGUUUCAUUUUAUUAUUGUUUAUUAACUUGGAUAUUUAAAUGUUUUCAUUGCAUUUAUCAUCCACGCUGAUUGUGUGUUAUUUCCAUUAAGAGACAAUAAAGUUGAUUUAGAGCCUGUU